AUGCUAGAACCGGCCGCACCCUUGCAGGAUCUUACCGUGCUCGCUGACGGUGCCGUCAACACAGCUGCUUCUGCGCUUAACGAGACAUAUCAACCAGAUAAACUUCAGGACGAUUCCAAUGAGCACUUCGGUCAUUACAGAGGCAAUUCAACGAGUUCAGAACACAGAAUUUCUCUCGAAAGAUCAGUGACCCUCAAGCGCAAGUUUGCUCGUUCAGAUCGAAAGAUCAGUAGCCUCAAGCGCAAGGUUGCUCGUUCAGAUCGAAUGAUCAGUAGCCUCAAGGAAGAAGUCAAGAGCCUCAGGGGCAAGACCAUUUGUUCAGAUCGAGAGAUCAGUAGCCUCAAGGACGAGGUUGCUCGUUCAGAUUGCGAAAACAUCAGGUUCCGGGCGGAGCAUCCUGCUUCUGAUCGCGAAAUGUCAAGCCUGUGGGGCAAGGUUCAAGACCUCAAACAAGAAGUGUGCAACGUUACCAAUGCACUCGGACAACUCCAACUGGUAAUUCUUCCCUUGCAUGUGUCAUGUUUGGUGGUUGACGUCUCUCAGGUUAUGUCGUCUCUAAUGCCGGUACAGCGGCACAAGCUGCUAGAGUCUGCAACAAAAAAAACAUCACUAAUCUCACCGGCAAGGAUUGGGAUCCACAGAUGCCACGGAAAACCAUACGACAUAUUUACCGGGAUCUGCAAAGCAAAUUCAUGUGCCACUAUUUGUCACAGGACGCGCUCAAUUUCCUUGCUGACCACAGUACCAUUCAAAAUGAAGGUAACAUGGCAGCUCACAAUGCCACAGCGGGCGACAUUUGGAUGGCCUUCACGAUGGACCCAUACUUCUCCGUUGAUGACCACACGAGAGCCAUACAUGAGAAUUUAUUCGCAUUUGUCUACCAGCAACCACUUCAUCAGCACGUUGCGAAUUGAUCCAAUAUUUUCCCAUUG
Molecule: messenger RNA, 932 nt
Organism: Pisolithus orientalis
Lineage: Eukaryota; Fungi; Basidiomycota; Agaricomycetes; Boletales; Pisolithaceae
Exons: 3
Source: RefSeq, a predicted model, not a curated record